AUGUUUACGUCACGGUGGCGGAGGCGCGCGGCAAUUGAGCGGCGGACCCGCGCCGCCCGCGGUGGUGGUGGUGGGUGGCGGAGGGGGCGGCGCUGGCCCGGCGCGCGGCGGCGGCGGCGGCGGCCGGCAGUCGGCGGGAUGCGCGCCGCGGUGCCGGGAGCGGCGCUGCUGGCGGCGGCCGACGCGGCGCUGGCGGCGCUGCUGGUGGCGCCGUGCGUGGUGGCCACGUGGCGCGGCUCGUGGGGGCUGCUGGACGCGGCGCGCCUGCCCUGGUGGGCGUCGCUGGGCGCGGGCCAGGCGGGCCAGCUGCUGGCGGCGCUGCUGCAGCCCGCGGGCGCGCUGCCCGCCGCCGGGCCCGCGCUCUGGGCCGCGCUGCUGGCCGCGCGCCUCUACACGGCCGCGCUCGCCGGCUGCUGCGUGGCGGCGUGGCGCGGCGCCUGGAUGCUGCUCGACGAGCACGGCGGCGGCGACGACGUGGCGCACGUGGCCGCCUCCGCCGGCGCCAGCGUCGCCGCCCUCGCCGCCCUGCGGUCGCUGCGCAACGUGGCCGCGCCGCCCUGCGCCCUCGCCACCGACCACAUCGACGCCUACUUCGUCGUGCCCACGCUCUUCAGGCUCGACAGGUCGCAGCACGGCGUGCUGUGGGUUCUGGACUGCGCCUUCAGCGUGCUCGUCGUGGGCAACCUGAUCGUGUUCACGUGGCGCGGCGUCUGGACGCUGCUCGACCUCUACCUCUACCCCGACGACCAGCUGUGGUCGGCCAUCGCCUCGCUGGUGCUGGGCUACGGCGUGGUGGUGGUUGCGUUCGCGCUGCAGCUGCCGCUCAGCCUGGCGGUCGGCCGUCUGCAGGGGUCGUGGCGGCUGCUGGUCGCAGACCUCUACCACCUCGUCUCCUUCUUCGGCACCGUCAACGUGUGGCGGGGCGUCUGGAACGUCCUCGAGAUCUUCCUCCUAGAAGAGUACCCGGAGCUGGGGUGCUGGGUGUGCGCGACGCUGCCGCUGCUGCUGCUGAUGCUGCUGGGCUGCGGCAACUCGGUGCUGGUGAGGGGCGUCUUCAUAGACGGAGAGGAGCCGGGCGGCCGCUGCAUCAUCUUCCCCUGCAAGUACCUGCGCGCAUACCUGCAGGAUCGCAAACAAAAGAAACGAGAGAAGAGAAGGCAGCAGCUAGCAGAGCAGAUGGUUAACAGCGCAAACCACGCCACGUCUUUGCCGACGUUCGUCAAUCCACCGGAGACGACCCUGUGAAGAGACGAUGGCCAGACAACAAAUUCAACUGCGCGCUACCUGGGCGGCUGCUUCGGCAAACAGCAGUCGUUCGUUCCCCGCGUCCCCGACAGAUGCCACCACGCUCCGAGGCGAGGUGAUAAAAGAGCUGCGGAUGGCGUCCAUAGGCUGUGCUCGACGAAUAGAUGGGCGAAGAAAAACACUUGACAUUCCGAACUAAACCGCAACAUUCCGAGGCAACUUUAACAUUCAUUUUAGUAUAUAACGGCCGUGCGUGAGAAAAAAUUCUUUUGGCGAAACCUUGCUUAAACAAUGAAGUUACACAAACUUUCUUCGAUAUUAAUGCACUUUGGCGGUCUUUAGCUGUUUUCAAGAUAACGACAGUUUCGAAAGAUUUACUCUCCUUGCAGCAAAAAGCUGAUGCUUUUCUAACUGUAUAGGCAAUUCUGAUUUUAAAAAAUGAAAACACUAAAAUAGCUCUCAAUUCCGAAUGUAAUGAUGCAGAAUUGUCACACGCAAUGUAUUACGAAAAGUAUUGUUCCUCACAGCCACUUUAUAAGGUUGUGUCCGCGUUUACACACAUAGAGCAACACUGAUUAUCCAUGACAAUAAACAUGGGCGCCAUAUAUAUAUUCUCCACGUUUCCUUAAGAAUAUUCUAGGAUAAUAAAUCAUGGAAUAAAGAUGUAGAAACAGAAAUUUCGGAACCGUUAACCAUACCCUUAUAAAUGGGUUUUGCGGCGAAAGCUCACGUGUGUCAUAGAGCCAUAUCAUGAAUAUCACUUACAGUGGCUCAAGCAGCAAAUAUCUCUGAGACAUUCGUACGUGCAAUCCGUGAUUUCGAAAAGGGCAUUGUUUAAGGCGAUGCACUAUGAAGUCUGCAGCAGGACUUGCACAUAGAUAUGUAACAGCUAAUCGUUUUCAGCUAGUUGGAAAAUAAUGGAUACGCAGCGCACAGUAUAAACCGUUUCGAAAAAGAUCGACUAUUAUUUUCCAAAGCGUGUUUUGUGAUACUUAUGUACAUAAUGUAUGAUUUGCAUUAUAAUUUAUUCACUAAAUCUCAAACUUCAUUUAAGCUAAACUUCCGUCAUCACUUAAUACAUUAGAGUAUCUUGUGAUUAAAAACCUUUGGAAAUUGGGAUAAAUAUUCAUAUUUACCAUUACGGAACUCAUAGAUCAAAAAAUUAAAAACCCACCGACCAAAAAAAUCCUUCAAUUUCUCAUAUUUGGAGAAAAGUCAUCGUUUUCAAUGUACAGAAAAAGUGACGUUCUUUUAGCGGUGAACCUAAAUGGUGUUAAAUUUCAUCUUCAGUAAACAAUUUCUUGAAUAACAUCUUUAACAAGAAUUACAAUAGUUACAGAAUGCUGAAAAUAUCGCAAAAUAUUGUGCAAAUAGUAUAUUACGUUUGUCCUAAGCAAUAUGGAUACUCAAAAAACUCCUUGACUAUUCUGCCCCAUAGUAUUAAAAGAGAUUCAGUCCUAUAAAGUUCAAUAAGCAAAAAUAGACGGUUGUUUCGAAUAACGCUUGAUAGAUGGUAUAUGUUAAUAUUUCAUGUUGUUUUUAUGUAUUGUUACCAACUAAAUAAAAAGAUUUAUUUUGAA
Schistocerca americana (American grasshopper) is the source of this 2825-nucleotide messenger RNA. RefSeq lists its product as uncharacterized. Gene Ontology annotation, biological process: clustering of voltage-gated calcium channels; neuron-neuron synaptic transmission; neuromuscular synaptic transmission. The record is from RefSeq and is a predicted model, not a curated record. Gene Ontology annotation, cellular component: presynaptic membrane. NCBI's taxonomy places the organism in Eukaryota, Metazoa, Arthropoda, Insecta, Orthoptera, Acrididae. The transcript has 5 exons. Bases 1 to 1245 code for a protein of 414 amino acids.